UUUGAGGGGAGAGGUUCAAAGAAUUUGAAGGUACACACUCUGUUGAUGGUUUCCUUUGAAAAGACGAUCGGUCAUUCAGGAAGUUCCUGUACUAAAGUGGUCAAGCCAUAGGUUUGGUCUGGUCAGUCUGGGGAGAGUAAGACGGAAAAACGCUAAUGAAGACAGUGGAAUGUCAAAGUCAAGUUCAUGUGGACGGGCCAGUGGGUGAAGAGCCCCAGAUGCCAGACAAGGACACCAUGGCCAUGACGGGCACAGAAGACACACCUGGAGGCAAAGCCAGCCCAGACUCUCAGGACUUGAAGCCAAGUGUGUUCCACAGCAUCAAGUUCUUCGUCCUGUGCCACAGCCUGCUGCAGCUGGCGCAGCUCAUGAUCUCAGGCUACCUCAAGAGCUCCAUCUCCACCGUGGAGAAGCGCUUCGGCCUUUCCAGCCAGACCUCUGGGCUACUGGCUGCCUUCAAUGAGGUGGGAAACACAGCCCUGAUUGUGUUUGUGAGUUAUUUUGGCAUCCGGGUACACCGGCCCCGACUGAUCGGCUGUGGGGCACUCCUCGUGGCCCUGGCAGGCCUGCUCAUGAGUCUCCCACACUUCAUCUCGGAGCCAUACCGCUAUGAUGGCACCAGCUCUGGGAACAUGUCACAGGAUUUCAAGGCUUCCCUGUGCCUUCCCACCACCUUGGUCCCGGCCCCAGCCUCCUCCAGCAGCAACUGCUCAAGUCACAAGGAGGCCAAGCACCUGGCCGUGGUGGGGAUAAUGUUUGUGGCACAGACCCUGCUCGGCGUGGGUGGUGUGCCCAUCCAGCCGUUCGGUAUCUCCUACAUCGAUGACUUUGCCCACAGCAACAACUCUCCUCUCUACCUUGGGAUCCUGUUUGCAGUGACACUGAUGGGGCCAGGUUUGGCUUUUGGGCUGGGUGGUGUCAUGCUGCGCCUUUAUGUGGACAUUGACCGGAUGCCAGAAGGUGGUAUCAGCCUCACCUCGAAGGACCCCCGAUGGGUGGGUGCCUGGUGGCUGGGCUUCCUCAUCUCUGCUGGCGCAGUGGCCCUGGCUGCCAUCCCCUACUUCUUCUUCCCCAGGGAGAUGCCCAAGGAGAAGCAGGAGCUUCACUUCCGGCGAAGGGUCUUGGCAGUUGUCAGCAAAGAUGAGGACGCCCCCCCUGGAGAGCCCCCAAAGAAGCAGGGCCUAGCCCACAUUGCACCAGACUUGACCAUGAUCCAGUUCAUCAAAGUGUUCCCCAGGGUGCUGCUGCGGACCCUGCGUCACCCCAUCUUCUUGCUGGUGGUCCUGUCCCAGGUGUGCAUGUCGUGCUCGGUGGCGGGCGUGGCCACCUUCCUUUCCAAGUUCCUGGAGCGCCAGUUUUCCAUCACAGCUUCCUACGCCAACAUGCUCAUUGGCUGCCUCUCCAUUCCUGCCGCCAUCAUGGGCAUCGUGCUGGGGGGCGUCCUGGUCAAGUGCCUCCGCCUGGGCCCCCUGCGCUGCAGUGCCCUUUGCCUGCUGGGGUCGCUGUUCUGCCUACUUUUCAACCUGCCCCUCUUCUUCAUGGGCUGCCCGACCCACCAGAUAGCCGGCAUCACCCACCAGCCUGGCAGCCAGCCCGAGCGGGAGCUCUUUCCAGGCUGCAUGGAGUCCUGCUCCUGCCCAUCGGACGACUUUAAUCCUGUGUGCGACUCCAGCACCCGUGUGGAGUACCUCACGCCCUGCCAUGCAGGCUGCACAAACCAGGCGGCUCCGAACAAAAGCCACGUUUUCUACACCAACUGCAGCUGCGUGACAGGAAGAGGCCCCGUGCAGGGGGGCUCCUGCGAAUCAGCCUGCAGUCACCUGGUGCUGCCCUUCAUGCUCCUGAUCAGCCUGGGCGGGGUCAUGGCCUCUGUCAGCCACACGCCGUCCUUCAUGCUCAUCCUAAGGGGUGUGAAGAAAGAAGACAAGGCUUUGGCCGUGGGGAUCCAGUUCAUGCUCCUGAGAGUUCUGGCCUGGAUGCCCAGCCCUGUGAUCCACGGCAGCGCCAUUGACACCACCUGUGUCCACUGGGCCUGGAGCUGUGGGCGUCGGGCCGUCUGCCGCUACUAUGACAAUGACCUGCUCCGAAACCGGUUUAUUGGUCUCCAGCUCUUCUUCAAGAUGGGCUCCCUGGCCUGCUUUGCCUUGAUUUUGGCUAUCCUAAGGCAGCAGGACAAAGAGGAGGGGACCAAAGCGACCUGCUCUGGCCUCCAGCAGCAGCUGUUAGUGUCGCAGCCAGAGAAGAAGCCUGAAGAAUCCAGAGUGUGAGCUCUCCUAGGGCCCCACCCUUCCCAAGAGAGGCAGCUACAGCGAGUACCUCCUCUGGGCCCUUUCCCUGAGAUUGGUUGUCAGGAGCCAUGUUUUCCAAUUCUGACACCUACACUAACUUGCUGUGUGACUUCAGGCAAGUCACUUACCCUCUCUGUGUCUUUGUUUGCUCAUCUGAACCAGGGAGUUACUUAGUGGGUUGCUGUGUUGGCCACUUUUUAAAAUAUAUAUAUAUCAUUUUUAUUUUUAAAAAUAUUUUUUGUUGGCCACUUCUGAAGCAAGAGGGUCCUACUUCUUUCUCCCCAAGCCAUACAGGCUGACCUGAAACUAGGCUUUCUUGGGUGGGAGGGACUGCACAUCUCUCCCCAGGGCCCUAGGGUAGAGAAGUGGACUAUAGUAGGCCAUGCUGCCCUGCACAUCAGACCCUAACCCUGCUCUGCCACUCACCUGGAGCACCCUCUCUGAGCCUUAGCCACCAUCUGUGUCAGGUGGAAAUGGACUUAGUAGUUUUCAAGCCCCUUCCAGCUGUGACCAACUGUGCAGUCAGGAUGGACUCAUGUGUCCUCCCCAAACCCUCAGCCUGGAGGCAGGACCAGGACAGCCUCUGUCAAGAAGUGUCCAUUUGGCGCCCCCUGGAGGCAGAGCCCUGGACUCCAAGGGGAGACCCACUACCGAGGCAGGUGGCCUCACACUCAGGACGUCCAAGCUGCGUAGGGCCUUCAGGAAACCUGGUGUGAGGGCCCCAGGGGGUCUUAGCUGAGAGGGGAGACUCACUCUCUGGACUCAGCAAGUCCCAACCCUUGCCCUCAGGGCGCCACAGUCUGGAUAAGAUCUAGUCUCUGCCUUAGGUGCUCUGGUGGAGAGGGAGACCCAGGCCCCCCACUUGAGCAUUUUCCAUCUUCAAAGAUCACACAUACCCAGCACACACAGGUAUCUAUGCAUUGCCAAGAUUUCGCACAUUUGACCAGGGUCCCCUAUCAAAGUCACUGCGACUUUUGUAACUAGAAUCCUAAUUUUACCAUUUCCUCCCAGGUGCUUGAAUCUGUGUCACCUGGGACUAUGUAGAGAAUGUCUGGUUCUGUGACACUCAAGUUUUGGGGGGUAUCGUCUGGUUCUCUGUGAUGCCUCGGUUGGUGUAAGGACCUGCUCAUUGUACUGCCCAGGCCUACAGUGCUGAGAACAGUAACGCCCAACUCUGUAACGAGUGGGUCUGUGGAAUGUUUGGGUCUGAACAAACUGGACCUUGUCUCUGUCAGACCUUGUCUGAUUUUAUGGCCAGGCCUGGUUAUCACCCUGGAAGGUGAGAGAGUUUCCUGAUCUGCUCCCGCCUACCCGACCUGGCUGGGAUCUGCUGCUCCAGAGGCAGGAGACAGAAGCCAUCCAUAGAAGUUUCCCAAGCCCUAUGUCCAGCCCUGUGCUGGGGGCCAGGGAGAAGCUGCGGGGAGGGCAGGGGACACACGUGGCUGUGGGCCUCUGAACAGCUCCCAGCAGCAGGCUUUGAGGCUAUCUCACAUGAAAGAAGAGGGAAGUACAGAAGUUCUAAUUCCCAUUUUAUUCUACCUGCUGAUACCUUUAAAUGUUUCAUAAAUAUCUGAGCCUGUAUUUAUCAUUGCCAAGAAUUUCAAAGUCUCCUCCAAUAAGAUGAGGCUGUUUGUAUGUUUCUAUUCCUUUUCCUUCCCUCCUGUUUACCAGGUUUUGCAGAAAUAAUCUGGAAUUAUAGAUAUAGCUUAUUAUUAAAUUUGUUCUUGCAUAAUA
Messenger RNA from Rhinolophus ferrumequinum (greater horseshoe bat), 4022 nucleotides. RefSeq names its product solute carrier organic anion transporter family member 2B1 (gene SLCO2B1). Bases 156 to 2267 code for a protein of 703 amino acids. Gene Ontology annotation, cellular component: membrane. The transcript has 14 exons. Gene Ontology annotation, molecular function: bile acid transmembrane transporter activity; protein binding. The record is from RefSeq and is a predicted model, not a curated record. Lineage: Eukaryota; Metazoa; Chordata; Mammalia; Chiroptera; Rhinolophidae. Gene Ontology annotation, biological process: transmembrane transport; sodium-independent organic anion transport; bile acid and bile salt transport.